Molecule: messenger RNA, 4487 nt
Organism: Porites evermanni
Lineage: Eukaryota; Metazoa; Cnidaria; Anthozoa; Scleractinia; Poritidae
Source: the annotation of a GenBank genome assembly
ACAAUGCAUAAACGACGUAUAUUUCAACAUCAACGCUACCGCGUGUAAAAACUUACAAGGUAUGGGUGUUAUUAGAAUACUUUUAUCUCUCGUCUCUCUCGUUUUUAAGGCACUAGACUCCGUGGGAAUUCUGUGGGAUGCUCGGCUUCGGCUAUCAGAAUUUAUCUACGGAAAGCAUGGAGUUACAGUCCGUGGGCCGACAAAGCGUAUUUUAAAAUUACCAGCGUGUGUUAUUGCCGAAUACAUAAAGAAACGAAAGUUAACAUGCGUCGAAGUUAUUGAGGCUUUCAGGGACAGAAUUCUCGAAGUCAACCCGAUUCUCAACGCUGUUGUUGGAGACAGAUUCGACGACGCUUCAGAAGAAGCCCAGCACAUCGAUCAAGUUCUGGAUUCGAGCGAUAUAAACUUAAAUCAAGAAAAAUCUGAUUUAUUGAGUAAGCCUUUACUAGGAGUUCCCAUUACUGUGAAAGAAUCAAUCGCUUGUGAGGGAUUCACUAACUCGGCUGGACUUGUGGAUCGAAAAGAUAAGAUUGCCUCUGAGGAUGCAGCCGUUGUUAAAAACCUUCGUAAUGCCGGCGCCAUUCCGAUCGCCGUCACGAACUGUAGCGAAUUGUGCAUGUGGUGGGAGACGACAAACAACGUAUAUGGACGGACAAACAACCCUUAUGAAACAUCAAAGAUAGCUGGUGGAAGUUCAGGUGGCGAAGGUGCGAUUAUUUCUGCUGCAGGUUCGGUUUGUGGCAUUGGAUCGGAUGUAGGUAAGUAACCCUGAAUAUUCUAAACUUGGACAAUGGUUUGUGUUUAUUCGAGUUUAUCCUCUGAAAGUUAUUCAAUACAAAUAGUUAUUAAACUGACUAAUAGUUUUAUCCGGCAUAUGGCGGCGAGUUAAACCCCAUUUACACGCGCUAAAAAAUCUGCACGGUACGCCAAAUUUUUGGCACUGUGCUGACAAUUUUAAGGCACGGCACUCGCAAUUUUCGACGUGUAAACGUAUCGGUCCCAAAUGUAACGUGGCACCAGUGCUCAAAAUUUUAGGGGUGCCGAGACUACCUCCGGGAGGUAGUCUCGGCACGGGUAAACGAGCCACGAUGCCAAAAAUUUGGCGUGCCGCGCUGAUUUUUUAGCACGUGUAAAUGGGGUUUUAAGUUCGGUGAAAUUUCAAUAUGAUGUCCUACCUGCGUGAAUUAACUAACCUUAUGCAUUAACUAUAACUCGCCCUUAUUUGUUUACAUGUUUUGUCUAUUUUCAAUGUCUUAAUGAAAAUGCCGCCUCCUGUACUGUAUAUUCAGCUGUAUAUUGACUGCUGGAAGAGGCUUGCAUUGAGAGUGGCAGGUCCAGACCGGACGGGGGGGAUGUCAUCGUACCUUGUAACAUCACCUACACGGGACUGUUAGUAACUACGAUUUUCAGCCCAACGCAGCGUUGCAUUGUUGGAACAAUGUUGCAACCAUUCGAAACAAUGUCGCAAUUAUGUUGUAAUUCCGUGUUGCGCGUCAUUGCGAAUCGUCCAGUUUAACAUCACCUUUUAUAUGAAGAGACCCACAGGAGUAAAGGUGAUGCCUGUUACACGGGAAGAUUCGUAACGACGAUUUUUUAGUGCAACAUAGCAUAACAACACUGUUGCGACAUUGUUUUUACACUUCCACACCUCUGGGAAGUGUAGAACUAAGUAAAGAAUGACAAAGGGUUCAUGACUGGGGGAAAGUGAGACAAUAUCCUUACUUUGUCGGACUUUUUUACACUUCCACACCUCUGAGAAGUGUGGAACUAAGUAAGGGGUGAAGAAACUCUGGAUUUCAUGGCCAGGGCUGGACAUGGCUGCCAGUUUAACAUCACCUUUUAUAUGAAGAGACCCACGGGAGUAAAGGUGAUGCCUAUUACACGGAAAGAUUCGUAACGACGGUUUCUUAGUGCAACAUAGCAUAACAACACUGUUGCGACAUUGUUUUGAAUGGUCGCAACAUUGUCGGCAACGCAACACACAACAACGCUUGAAAUCGUCGUUGUGAAUCGUCGUGUAACAUCACCUUAAAGGUAAUGUUACACGGAACGAUUCGCAACGACGAUUUUAGCGCAACAUAUCGUUGCAACAUUGUUCCCACCUUGUUUCGAAUAGUUGCAACACUACCAAUAUUGCAACGCUGUGUUGCGCUUAAACUCGUCGUUCCGAAUCCUCUUGUUUAACAUCACCAGUAUCACCUUAACGCAGUCUUUCUGUUGUGUUCAUAUAAAAAGCAUUUUCACUCACGUGGCCAACAGCUAUGCAAUCUUAUUGGGCCAAAAACAGGUUACAUGAGAAAAAGGUUCAGCUCUAAGUUCUUACUCCAACAGGAAUGGUUUGGGACACCAACAUGAUCGCCAUUUCAUCGUUUUAACCGCGGCAGGAUUAGCUCAGUCGGUAGAGCGACUCCCAGGGUUCGAUUCCCAGGGUCUGACCAAUACUCAGGGUCUUAAAAUAACUGAGAAAUGAAGGUAUUGCCCCGGGGGUAUUGCCUUUGCCCUGCAAGGCGGCUAGGCCGUCGUGUGAUUUGGAUGACUACGUAAAAUGGCAGUCCGUCCCGUCUCCAGAAGGAGAAGCAGAAACUGAAUCGGUGUCCUCAAUCAGUAGUUUUGUUCCAAAUACGUUGUGACACUCAUUCAAAUAAAGUGUAUUUUUUGGGGUCUUCAAUAUGUCGUGUGAAAACGCUCUAUAUUCACUCUAAAACUGGCCAAAGCUCAAGUGGACAUGAAGUUCUUGCAUAUCUAGUCAUUUUUUUAUGUUUAGCGGGGCGGUUUUCUUUACGUCUGAGAAACGAGCGCAGAAAUUCUAUACCGAUUGCGCGUCACUACCCAGAUCUGGGUAGAGCCGGUUCUUAUGGGUGGAAAUUUGCUUCAUCCAAUCAGAAGCACUACCCAGAUCUGCGUAGUGACGCGUCAUCAGCAUGGAAUUUCUCCGCUCGUUUCUCAGACGUCAUUUCGCGGAGAAACCGGUGACGUCACGAAAUGUUGGCUGUUUUAUCGCGCUGAACUUGGGUGCGGUCCUCAAGAAUUCAACUCCAGAGAAAUUCACCAACAGUUGAGUCGAAAUAAUUGAGUUUGAAAUCAUCCAGUAGUCACGUCGCUAUCAAUAGGCUGAUUUAGCAACAGAACGGGAACGUCAGUUGACGACGGCGCGCGCAAAUCAAAACAACUGGCUUGACCAAUGGCAGAGCGACAAAUUGGACACUACAAGUCGAGUUUAGCCGUUUUCGCGCGCUUUCCCGUCGUCAAAUGACGUUCGCGUUCUGUUGCUAAAUCAGCCUAAUAUUACUCUGGAGAACGCAUACAACAAUAAGGAAUAAAAAUUAUCAAAGAAUGUAGAUUUGAACCCAUAUGUAUCGUUAUUUUAGACAGUGUUACGAAAUUGCUUCUUGCCUUUUCUUACAGGUGGUAGUGUCCGCAUGCCGGCAUUUUUCAAUGGAAUAUUUGGACAUAAACCCAGUCCUUCUGUAGUUCCUAAUCAGGGCCACUUUCCUCAAGGCUCAAGCGAGGCCUUUGAUGAGUAUCUGAUCAUGGGUCCUCUCUGCAGGUACGCUGAUGAUCUAAUCCCGAUGCUGAAGGCCAUGGCAGGCCCAACAGCUUAUGAGCUUAAAUUGGACGGGGAGGUAGAUCUAUCCGCUAUUAAAGUUUACACCAUAAGCGAUGGAGAGUAUCCUUUUUUAACUUCACCUGUGGACACCGACCUGCUGAUGGCCCAGGAACAGGUUUGUUCCUUUUUGCAGGAACGAUUUGGGGCGACAGUUGAAGACGCUCAUAUGACGCUUUUCCGAUACUCACCCCUUAUAUGGUCAGCUAUGAUCCUCUCGGCAGAGAGUAACAAAAUCACAUCACAGUUUUUGCAGAGGGAAAGCGGCUCAGUGUCUAUGAACCCGUUUGUUGAGAUUUUCAAGUAUCUUCUGGGAUAUUCGAAGUAUCAUUACGUCACACUUGCAGUGGCAGGCAUCGAGCACCUCAGAAAUCCUUUACCCCACUGUCUGCCUGAUGUGUCCUCGAGAUUUGUGCAGAUGGGCUUGAAACUGCGAGAGCAAAUUCAAGCUCUCCUUGGAAGUAAUGGCAUUUUGCUUUUUCCCUCGCACCCCAACACAGCUCUUUCACAUAACAGGCCGUUUCUAGCGCCGUUGAACUUUAGUUACACUUCGAUCUUCAACGUACUCCACCUUCCCGUCACGCAGUGCCCUAUGGGUCUUGAUAAAAAUGGUCUUCCGCUGGGCAUUCAGAUUGCUGCCGCAAGAAAUAAUGACCGGCUAUCAAUCGCAGUCGCUAAGCAACUUGAACAUCAGUUUGGUGGAUGGAGAGACUGGUACCCUGGGAAAACUUCAGAAGACAAGAAAAAUGACUGAAAUUCUUGAAGUUUACAUAGCAGGCCUUCUACCCUGCGAGCAGAGGUUUUUCUCUAGCAUAUGGCUUUUAGCGUUAACAAAGUCGUUCGCGUAGCUUGUCAGUCGCGUAGUUGGUUUAUUUUAUGCGAC